UAUCAACUCCUUUACCCGUCGCCACUCGCAACAGGCUCUCGAUUUUACAGCUGCUGCUACUGCUGCUCCCGGUGUCCAAGUCCUAUUGUAAACCAAUAACAUUAAUAUUAUUGUACCUAUCGCGGACUCCAGUAACCGAUACUAUAAAGUGCGCCGUGUAACUGUAUCGGCAAUAAUAUUUUAAUUUUAAUCGAGUUGCCCGUUGUCCGUGACGGAGUCCACUAUACCUCGAUCACAACAACAAUAAUAAUGUGUUCGUCGUCCGAGAUCGUUUCGUAAUAAUACCACCGAUUGUUGUCGUUAAUUGUAUGAAUAAUAGUCCCGUGAUGACUCUAUUUUGCAAAUAUCGUUGAGGAUGUUAGACUCAUCAGACUCAAGUUGUUACGAUGAUUUGAUAGCUGUAAAAAUAAUCGUCUAAAACUGGAUGUUCACUGUACAUUAAAAUGGCGCUAACUGAUGAUGGAGAUGAUAAAGAAUGGCUUCAAAGCCUUUUGUCAGAUGUUCAACUUGAACAUUUCCUCAAUCGAAUCAUUGAAGAACUUCAAAUAACCAGAUUAGCUCACUUUGAGUAUGUUAAGCCAGAAGAUUUGGAAAAUAUUGGUAUUAGUAAACCUGCAGCUCGAAGGUUAUUGGAGGCUGUAAAAAAACGUAAAGGUGCUGAACGAAGACAUAAAAUUUUGUCAAUUUUGGGUGGGACACAAGCCAACAAACAUUCUACAGGAACACUAAAAAAAAAUACAUCUACAACUGAAUCUUCUCAACCAUCAGCUCUAUCCCUUACUUGUUUAAUUCUAGAAAAGGAUAUAAAGUUAUCUGAAAAAAUUGGUGAUGGUUCAUUUGGAAUAGUGAGUCGUGGAGAAUGGACCACUUCAACUGGUCGUGUUGUACAAGUUGCUGUUAAGAUGUUAAAACAAGAUGUACCAUCAUUGCCACAAAUGUUUGAAGAUUUUGUCAAGGAAGUUCAGGCUAUGCACACAUUGGAUCAUGUGCAUCUUAUAAAGUUAUAUGGAAUUGUUUUGACUCAACCAAUGAUGAUGGUAACUGAACUAGCUGCUCUCGGUAGUCUUAGAGACUAUUUAAGAAAACAAUGUGGCCAUAUUAUGAUUACUGAUCUAUGGGAUUAUGCUCUACAAGUUGCUACUGGUAUGGAGUAUCUUGAGAAAAAAAGGUGUAUACAUAGAGACUUAGCAUGUCGAAAUAUAUUGCUUACUACACCUCACCAGGUGAAAAUUGGUGAUUUUGGACUUAUGCGAUUAUUACCCAUGGAAGAAGACUGUUAUGUUAUGACUGAACGACGCAGAGUACCAUUCCCUUGGUGUGCACCAGAAAGUUUACGUACUAGACAAUUUUCACAUGCUUCUGAUACAUGGAUGUAUGGUGUUGUGCUUUGGGAAAUGUUUACUGGUGGUGAAGAACCUUGGGCAGGUCUUGAUGCUUCUCAAGUGCUAUCUAAACUUGUUAGAGAACGCCAGCGUUUAGAGCAACCAGAAGCAUGUCCAAUAAAUUUAUAUAGAUUAAUGCAACAGUGUUGGAUUCUGGAUCCAGGUGAACGCCCGAGUUUUAAAAGUAUUAGAAAUUAUUUAAAAAGUAACUCGCCAAACAUUGUUAAAGCUACAUCAGCUUCGGUAUCUCCUGAAUUUGGUGAUGAUUCUAGUAAAUUAGAAGUAGAAGUAGGUGAUAGAAUUAUUGUAAUUGAUGGUCAACCAGAUCAUUACUGGUGGAAAGGACAAAAUUUAAGAACUUUUCAAAUUGGAAACUUUGCUCGACGAUCAGUUGAUCCAAUGAGACGAAAAGCAUCAGAUGAUAUCAGCAAACCCCUUCGAAAUUCUUUCAUUCAUACUGGCCAUCAUGGUGAUGCUAGUGGAAAAAAUUGGGGCUUUCAUGAUAAAAUUGAUCAAGUCUAUUUAAACAAUCCUAUGGAGCCACCAGAUUUAUUAGGAGGUCGUCCAAAAAUUGUAGAAACUGGUCCUCCUAUACUACCAAGUCGAAAAAAUUCAGAUUUAGUUGAAAAAAAUGUACGAUCUAAAGCAGAAAAAUCCAAAAACACUGUGCUUACAUCGAUACUUCCAUCAAACAAACAAUUCAACUAUUCCAAGCUUACAGAUGGUCGUAAAAGAAGUUUACGGCCGGCUCCUGGUAGACCUCCUGGUCCAUUCCCUCGACUUCCUAAUGGUGAACCAGUUUUGGUUGAUAUAGAAGGAUGUGCACCACCACCAAUAAACCAUAAUACCAGUAAUUCUUCAUCCAUCAACUCAAAUUUAUCUAUUCUUGAUCAACCAAUUGAUGUUGCAGAAACUGACAAUUCUGAACCAUUUAAUUAUAGUCAUACAUACUCAAAUGUCAGUGGAUUAUUUUCUUCUGAACAACCUACUGAUCCAUUUGAUACUUCUAUCUUCGAAACUACCACUGAUACUGUUCAAAAAUUUCCUUCUUAUUCAGAUAUACACACUUUACAAUCCAAUGAGCCUGUUCUGACUAAUACGCCCAAACUUGAUAUGAACUUCAUUGCUGAACUUGAAAAAAGUUUAGGUAAAAAAGAAGCACAAGCAAACACUAAUCAAAUUGUAUUGGCACCUCCUAAUGUGGUUCCAAAAAAAUUAAAUACGGAAGUUUCAAAUUCAGCUAUUCCUCGACCUUCAAGUUCCAUAAAUAAUCUCACUAAUGGUUCAAACACAUCUAGUUAUUAUUCGACGACGGCAGAACUUGAUAUGUCAUUAUUCGUUUCUAAGUAUGAUUCAGAUCCAAUAUAUGCGGCCAACUUGAAUUCGGCAGAAAAUAAAGUCAAAGAAUUGUGUAUAAGUGAUAUAACAGCGCAUAAAAAUAUCAACAAUACAGCUUCAGAUUAUUAUAGAAAUGAUGUAUAUUCGAAUGUCAAGACUGAUAAUUUAACUGUUGCUUCAAAUUAUAGUUCACCAUAUUAUAGUCCACCAGUAGACCUAUCAAGGUACUAUAGCCAAACACCCAACAUGUAUCAAAUUGUUCCAGAGCAAAAUACGUCCGAUUCCUCCGUAUCUCAGCUUUGUAGUUAUUUUAAUAACACAGUGACCGAAGAAGAAUGUUUAGAUGCUUUAGAAGCUACAUGUUGGAAUUUCCAGGAGAGUGUAAAAUAUCUAAAAAUUAACAAUCUUUUAAGAUUAGGAAUGGCAUCCAGAGAAGCCUGUAUUACGGCUCUGAACAACUGUAACUGGAAUGUGGAAGAAGCUGCAUCUACUCUAUGUGAUGCUGUCUGAACUCGUCGCUUAAAGAAACUAAAGGGUUCUUCACCAAUAUCAGAAUCACUUUUAUUUUUCCCUAAGGGAAAUGUUUACUAUUGAAUUAUUCAAUUUGUGUACUAUAGUCUAUAUAUUUUAAAAUUAAGUAUACCUGUGAUAAAAGUUAUUUCCAUAUUAAAUAGUUAGCUAUCAAAAAAUAUAAUUAUAAAUAACUAUAUUAGUAUUAUCGUUUUAGAUAAAUGUAUAAAAAUCAAAAUCAUCACAAAAUUUACAUUUAACUUUUUUUUAAUUUUUCUAUUUUUUUUUUUUUUUUAUUUUUUUUUUUAAAUAAUAUUUAUUUUGUUUACAUAUUUUUCAAAAACAUUCAUUCUAUAAACUUAUUAGCAUGCUCAAUUAUCUUAUUUUAAAUCUGUGCACAAUGAACGAAUUAUUUGAAUCGGACAAAUAUGAACUAUAUAAUUAUUAAUCACAUCACAAACAACUAUUUAAUAGACCUUAUUAAAAUCAGUAUCGAUCAAAAUGUUCUGUUUAUUUGAGUUCAAAAUUUGUUCCUCAAUUCAGUAUUUUAUUUCAUAGUUGUAUCUACAUUAUUGAUCUGUUUAAAAUAAUAUAAAUAUUACAACUUAUUUAAGAGAACAAUAUUUUUUUUUGUGUGUUUAACUAUUUUCGAACAAAUCACUUAUAAUAUAAUAAAUGUAUUACAUAUUUAUAUUAAUUAUUAAAAAUCCAAAUUUAUUAAACUUACUUGAAAAUGUUAUGUUAUAUCUAGUGCAGUCAGCAGUUAAAUUUAUGUAUUCUCCAAAGUUACAUAGAAUAAGUAUUUAUAUUAUUUGUACGUUAUUUUUGUUCAGACUACCAGGGUGUUCUUUUUUUAUUUUAUCCGUUUAAUAGAAACAUUUUAUUUUUACCUUAUAAUUUUUAAAUUUAAUUUAUUAUUUACUCCUAAUAGAAAAAAAUCUACUCAAAUUAAAUUUUGUGUGUAUGAUAAAGUUUAUAGGCUUAUACAGUGGUAUUAUUAUUUUAUUAUACAUAUUUUAAUGAUCAAAGUAUUUACUAUUUAUUAUUUUGUAUUGAUAUUAAUAUUGACAACAAUGUUAGUGUUUGUAAUUUAACUGUCUCUUAAGUUUCAACACGCAGUAUUAUUUACCCGAAUUCACCUAUUAAUGUAGUAGCAUUAUAAAUGACGUUAAAUUAAUGAAAUAUAUUUAUUAAAAUUACAAAACAAAAUUGUUAUUAACUACCAUUUAUAUUGUUUGCAAUUUGUCAGACAAAAUUCACGCCAUAUAUUAUUAUAUUAAUUAGUUAUUACUUAUUACUAAUAUUGUUUGAAAAUAAAAAAUUAAAAUAAGAAUAUCAAUUAUAAUAUUAUAACCUCAUAUACAUUUGUAGUAUAUAUUUAAAAUGUAUGUUAAAUGAAUAUUAUUAAAAAUAUAUAUCUUUUCCUAUAUGAAAAUAAUGACAAUAUUAUUGUUUAAAAAUGUAUUAUUUUUUUUUUUUUAGUAAUUCAUUAUUAGGUAUAAAUUAUUAUAAUACGAUUUAAAUAACUAGUGGUUUCGACUUGACUAAAAUUCAAGGAGUCACUCAUGGAGAGAGUUAGUGUAUUAAUAUAAUGACACAAUAAAUGUAUUUUACUUCCUUUUCAAAAAUAUUAAUGGAGCAUAAUAUAUUACUUUAUAGGUAACUUUUUAUUAUGGUUAUAUAUUUUAACUUAAAUAUUUAUUUAUAGAUGACAACAGUACCUACCUAACUGUUGUAGUCAUGUAGGAAUCAUGAAAAUAUUAUUUGGUUUUG
Messenger RNA from Aphis gossypii (cotton aphid), 5003 nucleotides. RefSeq names its product activated CDC42 kinase 1 (gene Ack). NCBI's taxonomy places the organism in Eukaryota, Metazoa, Arthropoda, Insecta, Hemiptera, Aphididae. The transcript is spliced from 11 exons. Gene Ontology annotation, biological process: protein phosphorylation. The record is from RefSeq and is a predicted model, not a curated record. The coding region runs from base 444 to 3230 and encodes 928 amino acids. Gene Ontology annotation, molecular function: protein binding; protein tyrosine kinase activity; ATP binding.